Messenger RNA from Cercospora beticola, 624 nucleotides. RefSeq lists its product as uncharacterized. The record is from RefSeq and is a predicted model, not a curated record. Lineage: Eukaryota; Fungi; Ascomycota; Dothideomycetes; Mycosphaerellales; Mycosphaerellaceae.
AUGAAGACGACUAUCCUCCUGUCUCUCGCCCUGGCGGCAAUCAGCCAUGCUAUUGCUCUCCCGCAGUUCCCCGUCUCGAAGCUUCCGAAUCAAUUCUUCAGCCUCAUGGCCCUUCGCUCUGCUACGCCAAUCCACUUCGGGGGCAUCAACGCCAAUCGUGGACAUCUCUGGAUCGGAAAGCAGCCUUCGACAUACUGUCCUGGAGUCCAAGGUCUCAACUGCGCAGGAGUGAAUACCACUCGUACGACGUUUGCGCUCAGCAAUGGAGUCUUGAGUUUGGCGGUGCAGGUUAGUGAAGGACAGAAAGUCUACAUCGAAUCUUGCGGUCGCGUCUCGUAUACUCGUGCGGACGAUUCUGACGUGCCAGCCGAUGCUGUCACCUCGGGUUGGUCACUUGAUAGAGGCCCGAACUUCGAUAUCCUGAGUCACGAGAACGGCACAUACUUCUGUCCUUCUACGGAUGUCGAUCCUCAGGCCCCUCCUGUCGCCGGUCAGCCCGGCCGUUUGCCAGGCCCUUGGGAGUUCUACGUCGGGAUCACGAAGGAUCUGCCGGAGGGAUGUCUGUAUGCGAGCUUAGUUGCUGCAGGCAAUGCGGUGAACACCACCGCUUAUGAGUAUGAUUGA